UUUAUUGAUUUAUUCUCAAUAAUGACGUCACUGGGGCUCGUUCGAUGCAUUUAAAAGACUGAAAUUACAGCGGAACGUAGUGGUUUGUUUGUCGAACGCUCGUCGAAAUUUUUCAACAUUGGUCUUAUUGAAAUUAGUUUUCUUCCGUUUAAACUUUGUUUCAAAAUUGUGCGUGUACUUGCUAUUCAAUAUGGAAUUUCAUAACAAGGUAACGCAACAAGCUGCAUGGGAUGAACUGGUUCAUAAAUUAUCAUCGUGGAAGAACCUAACAUUCGCUUACUUAAAAUCCAUCAAGGACGCAGAACCCUAUUCUGAUGAAUUGUUUAAUGCUAUGAAGAGUACAAACUAUGAGUGCCAUAUGGUUUUAAAUAAAAUAUUAAAAUGGAUUUUGACAAAUGCUUUACCAGAUAACGGAGAAAUUUUCGAACUAUUAUCUCAAGAAUUUAUAGAAAGCUUAUUUCCGUAUCAGAGGCUUUCGGAAUCACCAGACCGUCAAUUGGUGAUUACCCCAAAUGUAUGCCGUAAAGAAAGACCACAAUAUGGAUCUGCUUUUUUAUCAAUCGACCUACUACGAUCGGACAUUAAAAUCAAUUACGAAACUAAAACAAAUCAUCGGAUCCUAUUAUUUGAAAAUCCUAAUAGAGAUCUACCUAAUUAUAAUGUUCCAAUACAAUCAAAACAAUUAAACAGUUCUUCGUGUUAUUCAUCUACUUUAUUACUAUCUGAAGACACAGAUUUUGGUACUUUUACAUCUCAUAAUCUGACACAGUGUGCAGUAAGAAAUACGUUGCAAUAUAGUGAUCAAGAUCAACAGGAAUAUGAUAACAGAUGUACGCAUUCAUUUGUGACAAAACAUCAGCAACAAUUUACGUCUCCUACUAAUAAUUAUCAUGAAACACAAAAUAUAAAUAUAAAUGGAUCGCGUUCUAGAUCAUAUAAUGAACAAAGAUGUAAGUCUAAAAGUACAGAUUCAUUUGAAAAUCGUCAUAAAACACAUCAUGGUAAUAGAAAUAGAUCGCGUUCUAGAUCAUGUAAUGAACAAAGAUGUAAGUCUAAAAGUACGGAUUCACUUAAAAAAAAACAAGAGUCACGAGAUAGAACGAGAAAAAAAUCGCGAUCGAGAUCACCAAAGCGGAAAGAAAAUGUAAAUAAAUACAAACAAGAAUCACGAGAUAGAAUGAGAAGAAAAUCACGAUCGAGAUCACGAAAUAAAUCACCAAGGUGGAAAGAAAAUGUAUUUAAAAGAAAUUAUCAUUCUUCAUUCCCUUCAAAAUCAGAUUUUGAACUAAAAAGAAAAGAGCGUAUGAAAAGAUAUAGACAACAUAGAAAGAUAAAGGAAGAACGGAAUAAUGUAAAAAAAAAAAUGAUCGAGUCUGAUUCUGAAAUAGAGAAAAUACAAGGAAAUGAACAACAAGCACUAACACCAGUAGAACCACAUCAUCAAAAUCCAGACAAGGCUGCAAAACACCACCCACGAACAUCAGUAAUUGUAAUGCGACCACCCCCACCAUAUUUUAUGCCACCACGACUUCGUUUACGAUUUCCACCACGACCACUACUACGACUACCACCACCGAUAAUGUAUAGACCACGAUGGAUGCCAUAGAGUACAUAGACUAUGUAUUUGAAUCCGUUGAUAUACAACGAAGAAUCCAAGAGAAACCACACACUUACUAAACUUACUAAACUUAUUAACACCUUUAUAGUUAAACUUAUAAUUAGCUUAAUUAAACUAAAUUAAUUAUAAUUUUUAAUUUUGAUAAUAUGAUUUCUUGAUUACUUGUAUAACAUUUUAAAAUGAUAUAGAACAAUACUAAAAAAAUAAAACAAAAAAAUAAUAAUAAUAAUAACAUACUGCCAUUAUUAUUCAUGUUAUUAAGUAUGACGUCAUGUAUUUUGAAUUUUUAAAUAAUACGACUUACGAGUAUCUAAACAUAGUUCAUAAUGACUUUAUUUAUAUUAAUAUUUAUGAUACUCUUAAUUUCUGUAUGCAAAUUUUAAUACAUGGAGCAAUAGCAAAUAACACUGCUAUUUGCUAUACGUCUGUAAUGUAAAAUAUUUAAUAAUCUCAUUAAUUAUAUCAUAAUAAAUCAUAUUAUCAUUUAUUAGUUCCGUUUAAUGAGCAUUAAGGUACAAAUAUAUUAAGACAACUAUUUAUUAAUGAUAAACUUAAGUAAGUAUA
This is a messenger RNA of Aphis gossypii (cotton aphid), 2182 nucleotides long. Its product is annotated as pre-mRNA-splicing factor CWC22 homolog. The transcript is spliced from 5 exons. The record is from RefSeq and is a predicted model, not a curated record. Lineage: Eukaryota; Metazoa; Arthropoda; Insecta; Hemiptera; Aphididae. Bases 191 to 1606 code for a protein of 471 amino acids.